Mesocestoides corti is the source of this 4356-nucleotide messenger RNA. The record is from the annotation of a GenBank genome assembly. Lineage: Eukaryota; Metazoa; Platyhelminthes; Cestoda; Cyclophyllidea; Mesocestoididae.
AUGUCACAUCCUGAGCAGGUGACCGCAAGCAGCGUUUUGGCGAACGGCCGCCGCCAAAAUGGUGGGAGUGAAUGUCAAGUUAUGAAGAAGGAAGACCUCUCUUCAACUACUGUUUUAGAAAGUGAUAUUGUUCCCGAUUGCGUCCCCCAACUUGCAGACGGAGAAGAUAGUCCUCAGCAAACGGUUUAUGGUCCAUUGAGCAAGGAAGAAACUGAGCAACUUCAACUUGAAGCAAAUGAAGAGACUACCAAAAGUGAAGAUCUUCGACUAUUUUUACAGGAAAUGCGGCAGCAUGUGUCCCAGCAGACUCAGUUGCAGCAGCAACAACAUCAGCAACAUCACCACCACUCCCAGCAAAUUGGCUCGGCCACUCAGAUGUGUGGAUCCGCUUACGAUCAUUUAAAGGGGAGCAGUGCGGUCUCUCAUCAACUCCAGCACCAGACCUUGACCCGUGGUGUCGGUGGGGCCCAGCAAAGUGGAGCUUUGGCGGCCCAGAAACGCUCGAUGCUUGCUGACCAGGACUACAUUAUGGACACGGCGCCGGAUGGUGGCUGGGGGUGGAUCGUGGUGUUCAGUUCCUUCGUCUGCAUGAUUUUGGUCGACGGGAUCAGCCUCUGCUACGGCCUCCUCGUCGCCCCGACCUGUCCCGGCAACAGCCUCCAGGCGCUGGAGAAGGCCCACCCAAAGCCGCUGACAGCCACCUCUUUGGGCAUCUUGUGGCCCUCAAAGGCCCGCGAGAUCCCUGUUCGUGCGGGCAGCUGUGUUGGCAUCUCAGAGAUGGGCGAGGCGUUGGGCACACAGUCGCGCAGUGCCCUCAUGAUACCUGGUGGCCUCCUGGUUGGCAUUUAUCUCCUACUGGGUCCCCUUGCGAGCGCACUGAGCAACCAAUUUGACUUUCGGCCCGUGGCGAUGGCUGGAGGUGUCGUGUCCACAAUCGGACUCGUAGCCGCGGCCUUCUCAACCAACGUUCAAGUGCUCCACGGCACCCUCGGCAUUAUCGGAGGCAUUGGCUUUGGAUUAAUUUAUCUUCCCGCGAUCGCAACUGUUGGUCAUUGGUUUAAACGGCGUCGCCCCUUCGCUGUCGGAUUGGCUCUCUGCGGAAGUGGUGUGGGAACUGUCAUUGGUGGACAAGUUUUGCCCCUGCUCGUUAAUUGGUUCACGUGGAGCGGGACUCUCAUCGUAUUGGCUGCGUUCUGCCUACAGUGCCUGACGCUAAUUGUGCUCUUCCGGCCGUUGGACCUGCACCUGCGGAUAAAGCACUAUCAGCGUGUGCGCAGGCAGGCGGCGUGGGACCGCGAGCGCCAGCGCAACGCCGACACGCGCGUCCACGAGCAGCGGGUGCGACGCCGAGCGCUCAAGAUCGACGUGGAGUCGACCACGAAGGCGCACGCGGCGGCCAUCGCGGCAGCCGCCAGGGCCCAGGCCUCCCAGGCCCGAGCCGCCAAGAAGGCCCUCAAGGCUCAGAAGGCCCAGCAAAGGCGGGUCAUCUAUCGCGGGUCGAUAAUGCAGCGAAUAAUCGAGGAGAAGCGGCGCCAGAGAACCGUUUCGGUUGGCAGCCUCGACGGCAUGGUGAUAACCCGGGACAACGAAUUAAUCGCCGCUCCGUUGGUUGCCGAUCGGCCCCCCAUUCUGACGGCAGCCUCCAUAACGCGCAUUUCGGAGGCCGUGAUGCGGAAGAUGGAAGCGCGUCUGGCUGGCUGGCAUGACGGUGGCACCAUCGCCAGCGGUGGUGGUGGUGGUGCUGGGGUCAUUACGGACACUCCAACGCCCGUCCGAUGCGACUCAAACACCUCUCAGCCACCGCUGGAAGUCCUCAACGCUGACACUCGAACUUCUUCUCCGUCGCGCAAGUCUUCAGGCCUGACAUCGCAUGCCGCUCUCUCUAGACUGAACCUUGUGCGCGAGAGUCUUCCACAGCUGGUGCAGGACUACGUACAGUCCCAGGCCUCGAUUGCCGUGCAGAACUACAUCGCCAAACAGCACAGCCAGAUGCUGCAGUCGAGCGGUGUUGGGGCUACUGUGGGUGCGGUUCACGCGCCCGGUGGUACCACCGACACCACUGGCAUCUCCCCCCACACCCGCAUUCGAUCGAUCAGCAACGCCACCAACAUCUAUCCCUCCGGGGGCAGCAGCACGCCGCAGGCUCAGAAGGCGCGAAUGCUCUCUUCUCAUCUCCAAAGUCGAGAUCUGACGAUUUCCAACACCCAAUCAGAUCAGGAUGGUGCAGCGCAGUCAUCGAUGAAUGGCGAUCCUAACAUCACAGGCCCCCUCGCGUCCCCUCCAUCACCCACGCGGAACCUGUUUAUCCCUUCGACCUGCGCCUCUGAGUGCCUGAGUCUUCGUCGGACGAUUUCAGAUGCCAGCCUUACAUCAUCGAAUCGUGGCCUGCUCAUUAAUGUUCCCUUAGAGAUCCGAAAUGAGGUGGCUGAGCUUCUUGAUGGCGAGGUUCGAGCCGAGGUGAAUCAGCGUCUUCGACGGGAAAUGAUGCGUCCACAGUACAAGAAAGACCUCUUCUUCACUGGCUCGGCCCAACAACUGGAUCACACCCCUAUUUCCGCCAUACCGCUUGGCGGAGUCGGCAAUGUGUGGACGACACGUGACCACUCGAAUUGGGAUGUAGGGCUGACAAACAACGCCUCAACACCGAACGCCACCAUUUCGAAUCGCGGUCUCGGUGUCGACGCCGACGGUCACGUCGAUGCGAAGACCUCCAUUACCUCGGCACAGCAGAAACUUUCUGUUUCAGUCGUCAAUGCGGCUUCCUCGGCCGCCGCCGCCGCCGGUGGAAAGGGUUCGGGUGAUCCUGCAGACCACCAGUCAGUGCGCGUCGUCGAUUACGGCGACGACCUCUCCAUCACGCCGCAGCCGCCCGUCGCUGUGCGCAAGCGAUCGUGCUGUUCAAGUCCGAUUUUGACCUUCUUGGAGGAGUUACUGGCGCCGGGUCUACUUCUCAGUCCUACCUUCAUUUCUUUGCUUCUCUCCAACAUAUUUACAAUUUGGGGCCUCGUCAUUCCCUACUUUAUGUUUCCUGACAUUGCCGCAGAGAACAACUGGACACCCGCUGAGGCCGGCUCCCUAAUCUCCUACAUCGGCCUCGCAAACACCUUUGGACGCUGCAUCGCGACGCUCUACAUUGAAAAGGCUUGGUCUAGUCACUACAAAUGGGCCGACUGCCUCCGAGUUAACGUUGGCUCGCUUCUUCUCUCGAGUUUCGCCUGUGCCGUUGUUCCGCUCAUCGGCCACAACUACAACCUCAUGAUUUUCGCUGGUUGCGUCUUCGGCCUGUUCUCUGCCGUGGUAGUUUCCUUGAAAAGCAUUUUAGUGGUCGAACUCUUCGGAUUGGACAAACUCACCAACGCAUUCGGCCACAUGUUGGUGGUGCAAGGCCUCUCAAGCAUUGCCGGUGCUCUAGUUGGCGGUCGUCUCUUCGACGUCUUUGCAGCUGGUGCCCCAGAGUUCACGCCAUGGGCUGGUAACUCGGCACCCCUGGUCCAUGCCGCUGACACGUGUUUUUACUUUGCCGGGGCAAGUUUCCUCCUAGCCGCUCUCUUCGCCUCGCCGUUGCGUUGUCUAGCGGUCAGGGAGGUUAUUUCCGCAACUUAUAGUUCCACUCCUCCGGGUGUACUUGGUGCAGGAGGCGUCUACAUUGACGACUACCUUGACUACGGUGAAGGCGGCGGUGGUUUCGAUGAAUCGUCCAUCCCUGCAGCCGAAGCACUCACGGCCGCCAAUUCAAUUGCCAAUGUCCAAUCCCCUUCGUCCAACGCUGGGCCCAGCGUCCUUGGCCAGCCACAGACGUAUGAUCUCGGGAUGGCGAGCCACAUCUGUGAAGCUCCAUCGUCGGUGGGAGGGCCCGCGGCAGAGCCGUCAGAGCCACCACCGUCGGAGACUUCUACUGCUCAGCCCUCAACCGCGACGACAACGUUUCUGUCGCCGGCGCCCCUUCCCUCGAGCCUCUUUCUCACGCCCGACACUGAAAUGCAACAGCAAGGCCAGCAGCAGGUCUCAGUGUCCGACAAUCCCGAUGUUGAGAAGUUAGUCGGCCUCGUUGAUGAUCACGGUGAUCUUACUGCCGGUGAGGAAACUGCAGGCGUGAUUACAACUGCCGGGGUGCCAAUCGGUAACCUGCCCACUCGAGCCGUCGUUCCACCGCCACAGGAGUCGACGAUCGCCUGGACUGCUUCGUCCACUUCCACAGUUUCUUCUGCUCCCACAGAGGUGAAGACAACUAUCGUAGCCGAGGAGCCUGCUCUGGAACCCGUGAAGGAGGAAGAGGAGGAGGAUCUAGAGGACUCAGCCCUACCGCAUUCACCCCAGCCACCGGCAAACACAGCGGGUCCAGACACUGCGCCCUGA